CCCAUGGGAUGCUGAUUCUUCUCCCAAGAGCAGGCAGGACAGCAUGGCCGUGGCCCUGGACGCAAUCCUCGCUCGGAUCAAAGAUGUUUGUAAAAGGAACGGGCUGCUCAUCCUCUCCGUGUUGUCCGUCACCAUUGGCUGCCUCCUGGGAUUCUUCCUGAGGACAAGGCGACUCUCCCAGCAGGAAAUUAGUUACUUCCAGUUUCCUGGUGAGCUACUGAUGAGGAUGCUGAAAAUGCUCAUUCUCCCUCUGGUUGUCUCAAGCUUGAUGUCUGGGCUGGCAGCCCUGGAUGCCAAGACUUCCAGUCGCUUGGGAAUCAUAACUGUCACUUACUACCUGUGGACAACCUUUGUGGCUGUGGUUGUGGGAAUAAUUAUGGUGUCCAUUAUCCACCCUGGUGGAGCAGCACAGAAGGAGAGCACUGAGGAGGGUGGAAAGCCCAUCAUGAGCUCUGCAGACGCACUGCUGGACUUAAUCCGGAACAUGUUUCCAGCCAAUCUUGUUGAGGCCACAUUCAAGCAGUAUCGCACCAGGAGUAUUCCCAUCAUUAAAUCGAACAAAGCAGCGCCCGAGAGCAGCACUCGCCGCAUCAUCGUCUACGGCGUGCAGGACGAGAACGGCUCCAACGUCCAGAACUUUGCCUUGGAUAUCACCCCCCCUCCUGAAGUGAUUUACAAAUCAGAGCCAGGUGCCAGUGAUGGCAUGAAUGUACUUGGGAUUGUGAUAUUCUCUGCCACGAUGGGUAUAAUGUUGGGAAGAAUGGGGAACAGCGGCGUCCCUUUGGUCAGCUUUUGCCAGUGUUUGAACGAAUCUGUCAUGAAGAUAGUGGCAGUUGCUGUUUGGUAUUUUCCAUUUGGAAUUGUGUUCCUAAUAGCUGGCAAAAUCUUAGAAAUGGAUGACCCCUCAGCCAUUGGGAAGAAGCUGGGUUUCUACGCCAUUACGGUGGUGUGCGGCCUGGUGGUGCACGGACUCUUCAUCCUGCCAAUGAUGUACUUCUUCAUCACCAAGAAGAAUCCCAUUGUCUUCAUCAGAGGGAUCCUUCAAGCCUUGCUCAUUGCUCUGGCCACAUCCUCCAGCUCAGCCACUCUGCCUAUCACUUUCAAGUGCUUGCUGGAGAACAACCACGUGGACAGGAGGAUCGCGCGCUUCGUGCUGCCCGUGGGAGCCACCAUCAACAUGGACGGGACCGCGCUCUACGAGGCCGUGGCCGCCAUCUUCAUUGCCCAAGUCAACAACUACGAGCUGGACUUUGGGCAGAUCAUUACCAUAAGUAUCACAGCAACAGCUGCCAGCAUAGGUGCUGCAGGCAUCCCACAGGCUGGCCUGGUGACAAUGGUGAUUGUUCUCACCUCGGUGGGGCUCCCAACAGACGACAUCACGUUGAUUAUUGCCGUCGACUGGGCACUAGACAGGUUUAGAACGAUGAUCAAUGUCCUGGGGGACGCGCUGGCUGCUGGGAUCAUGGCCCACAUCUGCCGGAAGGAGUUCAUCAAGGAUGGUGACGAGGUGCCAUUGAUCUGUGAAACUAAGCCUAUUAACAUCCAUCAGAUUGUGGCUUACCAGAGGAAUGGCUGUGUGAAGACCAUGAAUGAAUCUCGUGGACCAGAAACAGUGAAAGAGUUGCAGCACCAUAUACCCAUACAAGUGGAGCAAGAAGAAACUCCAGUGGAGAAUCACACUAAGAAAUCCAACAGUAAAGACCACUGCACUAUUGAAAUAAAUGAACUAGAAACAAAUGUGUGACUGCUACACUCAGAGGUAUCUCACACCCCAGUGACCUGAUACCAAAUCUCUACCUCACAGCUGGAAGAAGGACUCUCUGCCUUGAACAGGAAAAUGUGGAUUUAUCGCCACCCUGCUUGUACUGGAGCUAGGAGACCAGCUGUGAACGUCAAGAAAGGCACACAGCUUGCAAGAGACAUGGGCUUAUUUAGGUGGAAGAUUCUACUACUGAAAAUUAACUAAUGGACUGCUACUGUUUUAUUCUGCACUCACUGACUUCAAUAUAGUAUUUGACACUCCUUUGUCUUCCUUUUUUUAAAAGCUUUUUUUUUAUUUGACCCUUUUUGAUUUUCUAACCAAAGCCUUUUUUUGUGAAUCUCAGUAAUUACCAACACUGUAGAAUUUUUGCUAUGUGAAAAUGUUUCACCAAAAUUGCUACAGAUACUAAUUUUGUCUCAUAUUCACUAAAUAUAGAGUUUGUGCUUAGUUUUAGAACAGCAGUAAGAAAAUCACACUGAUUUCCUGAUCUCAAGGUGUUACAUCUAUUCCUAAAUAACAGUGCAAGCACAGGGGAAGUGAAUUGUGCAUUUGUGAAAGAAAGGUCAUUUAAGUAAUUGUGAUGAACAGCUUUCAGAGACAGGCAGUCAAGUGUGAUAUCUAACACAAAGAUUUCCUAGGUCACUGCAGAGCACAGUUUGCCUUCCAAGUGCCAGAUUUAUUAACCUUUUUUUAACCUAACUCUUCAGUAACGUCAGUUGCAUGCACAUGCAGUGGCAGAGGCGAUGUGAGCUCUAAUCCAUAAGCACUGGUGCUAAUGUGUCCUCUCCUGUAACCUAUAGGUUGUUCCACUGUAAAUAUAUGUUCUACUGUAUAAACUCAAAGCUCAAGCUCAUGAACAAUGUGCUGCGUCCCAAGGGCAGACUGAACACAAAGUGGGACCUGAUCAUGCUGAGUUAAAAUGGGGUUUUGUGAGGAGUUUGCUGUGGAAACUGCCCCAUUAUUUCUCAUAAUUCAGUUGACAGUCACUCCCUUUCCACUGUCUACUGAAUCUUUCAUUUACAGUAAAAUCUGCUGCAUAUGUUUCCAAUGUUUGUGAUAGAGAACAUUUUUAAUAAACCUGCCAUUUAAAAA
Taeniopygia guttata (zebra finch) is the source of this 2854-nucleotide messenger RNA. RefSeq names its product solute carrier family 1 member 7 (gene SLC1A7). Gene Ontology annotation, cellular component: plasma membrane. Gene Ontology annotation, biological process: L-glutamate transmembrane transport. NCBI's taxonomy places the organism in Eukaryota, Metazoa, Chordata, Aves, Passeriformes, Estrildidae. Gene Ontology annotation, molecular function: glutamate:sodium symporter activity; L-glutamate transmembrane transporter activity; neutral L-amino acid transmembrane transporter activity. The record is from RefSeq and is a predicted model, not a curated record.